GGAGUUAAAUAUUGCUUUCUGCGUCUUUGGUUUUGGGCUUAUACUGUGAAAACAUGAAUAAUUAUGAUCAAAAGAAGCAAGAUCAGAGGACCAGUUCUAGUAUUGGGAACAAUCAUUAUCCAUCUCCGCACGGCUCCCACCACCAUCCACAUUCACAAAGUUCAUAUGAUUCCCCUGGUAGCCAAUCUGCAACUAGUGGCUUCAGCAAGGGGAAAGUUUCUGGGAGACAAAAUGCAUUCAGGGUUCAACCUAAUGGGAUUCUACCACCUUCACAUGUUAAUAUUAGACAGCUGCAGGAAUGGGGGAGCAGUAGCACACCUGCUUCUGAAACCUCAGAUCAGGAUUUUGCAUUUUAUACAGUCAAGCAAAAGCAAAAUCAAGAGAGCAUUGGAAACAAUCAUUAUCCAUCUCCAUGCAGCUCCCACCACCAUCCACUUUCAUAUGGCCCAUAUGAUUCCCCUGGGAGCCAAUCUACAACUGGUGGCUUCAGCAAAGGGAAAGCUUCUAGGAGACAAAAUGAACUCUAUGCAUUGGUGCCACAUAAAGCAUCUAAUGAGUUGGGUGAUGUGCUGGAUGCCCUUAAACAAGCAAGGCAAUCAUUGCAACAGAAAACCAAUCCAUUGCCAUUAGUAGAAGAUGGGUCUAUUCGAAACCCUGUUGAUCCUUCUCUUCCUACCCCAGUACUGGGUGGUAAAGUAGAUAUUCUCCUUGGAAGUGUUGGACUCUUCAGACUACCGACUGAUUUUUUGGUUGAAGACAACAUGCGAACAAACUUCCUUAGUUCUAAAACUCCAAUAGGUUUAGGAAACCAUUACCCUGAUACCGGACUUCCAGCAGCUGCCAGCAAUCAAUUUGUCAACAGAUCUUACUCAGCCUCUGGAACAAGAUUUCCUACAGAGGAUAGAUUUCUGACCAGUCAAUAUGUCGAGGAUGGGUCUAGAAUCUCUACCCAAAGGCCUUAUUUUAAUCCUUAUUUGGAUUCAGUUUUACAUUCUUCAAGCAGGUAUACUUACCCACAAAUUCCUCUUAUCCCCACCAGAUACCACUAUUGCCUUCUAGGGAAUUCCCUUCCUUUCUUCCUAGCAAGACUACUGGUAUCCCUCCUGCAAAUCAUUUUUUAUUAUCUGAUGAUCAUACUAGACCAAACACGUAUAAAUAAUAGCUUGUUAUUGAACAUUCUAUUAGGUUAUCAAAUAUUAGCUUUUUAUAGCAUGAUAGUUAAAAUGAUGGCCCUUGAGAGAGGAUAUUUGUAUUGUUUAUAUAUGGUUCACUGUAUCAUUUAAUAUGAGAUGGAAUUUUAUAAAAUGAGAUGCAACUCACUUCAAGUGUUA
Molecule: messenger RNA, 1331 nt
Organism: Populus euphratica (Euphrates poplar)
Lineage: Eukaryota; Viridiplantae; Streptophyta; Magnoliopsida; Malpighiales; Salicaceae
Exons: 2
Coding region: 54-1283 (409 amino acids)
Source: RefSeq, a predicted model, not a curated record